ACUGUAUAUAAAGGGUUGGGCAUAGCUGGUGACGGCAAACACGUGGAUCUCAUUCGGGCAACUUCAUCGCCUUCAGUGAGUCUUGUGUGGUUAUACGAAGUCACCAGCAGCCAUGAGAGAGUGUAUCAGCAUCCAUGUCGGCCAAGCCGGAGUCCAGAUCGGAAAUGCAUGUUGGGAACUGUACUGUCUGGAACAUGGAAUCCAGCCGGACGGUCAGAUGCCCUCAGACAAAACCAUCGGGGGUGGGGACGACUCCUUCAACACCUUCUUUAGCGAGACUGGGGCAGGGAAGCACGUCCCUCGGGGCGUCUUUGUUGACCUAGAGCCCACUGUUAUCGAUGAGGUUCGCACAGGCACUUACCGCCAACUCUUCCAUCCGGAACAACUGAUAACCGGCAAGGAAGAUGCCGCCAACAACUACGCACGUGGUCAUUACACCAUCGGUAAGGAAAUCGUGGACCUCGUCCUGGACCGCAUCCGCAAGCUGGCUGACCAGUGUACGGGUCUUCAGGGCUUCCUCAUCUUCCACAGUUUUGGAGGAGGCACCGGUUCUGGAUUCACCUCACUGCUUAUGGAGCGACUCAGCGUGGACUAUGGCAAGAAAUCCAAGCUGGAGUUCUCCGUCUACCCAGCACCUCAGGUAUCCACGGCUGUGGUUGAACCCUACAACUCCAUUCUAACCACUCAUACCACCCUUGAGCACUCCGACUGCGCCUUCAUGGUCGACAAUGAGGCUAUUUACGACAUCUGCCGCCGUAACCUCGACAUCGAGCGCCCCACCUACACCAACUUGAACCGUCUGAUUGGUCAGAUCGUGAGCUCUAUUACGGCUUCUCUCCGAUUCGACGGCGCCUUGAAUGUCGAUUUGACCGAGUUCCAGACCAACUUGGUACCAUAUCCACGAAUUCAUUUCCCUCUGGCGACGUAUGCUCCAGUCAUCUCGGCUGAAAAGGCUUAUCAUGAGCAGUUAUCUGUGGCUGAAAUCACUAACGCCACAUUUGAGCCAGCCAACCAAAUGGUAAAGUGCGAUCCACGUCACGGCAAAUACAUGGCCUGUUGUAUGUUGUACAGAGGUGACGUCGUGCCCAAAGACGUCAACGCUGCUAUCGCUACCAUCAAGACCAAGAGAACCAUCCAGUUCGUUGACUGGUGUCCCACUGGUUUCAAGGUCGGUAUCAACUACCAGCCUCCAACCGUCGUCCCUGGUGGUGACUUGGCCAAAGUCCAGAGAGCUGUGUGCAUGUUAAGCAACACCACUGCCAUUGCUGAGGCUUGGGCUCGUCUUGAUCACAAGUUUGACCUGAUGUACGCCAAACGUGCUUUUGUCCACUGGUACGUGGGAGAGGGUAUGGAGGAGGGCGAGUUCUCCGAGGCUCGGGAGGAUUUGGCCGCUCUGGAGAAGGAUUAUGAGGAGGUGGGUGUCGACUCUGUAGAGGAUGAAGGAGAAGAGGAACAAGACGAAUAUUAAAAAAAUUCCGUUUACACUGGGACUGUGUAGAGCACACAAUAAGUGCUUGUGUUCCUUGAAGCAAGUUCCAAGAUACAUGUAUUUGAAAAUAAAAAUUGUGCAGUUGGACUUUUGUCUUGUGUUGUUUCUAUUUACGAGAUUUUGAC
Molecule: messenger RNA, 1614 nt
Organism: Liolophura sinensis
Lineage: Eukaryota; Metazoa; Mollusca; Polyplacophora; Chitonida; Chitonidae
Product: tubulin alpha-1A chain-like
Exons: 3
Coding region: 113-1468 (451 amino acids)
Biological process (GO): microtubule-based process
Cellular component (GO): microtubule
Molecular function (GO): structural constituent of cytoskeleton; GTP binding
Source: RefSeq, a predicted model, not a curated record